ACCCAAAGGAUUGAUUAUUCUCCUUUUUAGCACUCGUUCAAAAACAGUCUUACCUUAUUUGAAUUUGUCAAUGGAAGAUAAUCAAUGGCAAGACCCACUUCUCCUCACAGACGUUUCUUGCCAACAACACAGCUCUAACUCUCACUCCUACUCUCAAUACAACUGGCCACCAUUUCCCAGCGCACACACUUCGAAAAUGUCAGAUCCCGACAUAUGUCACGGUCGUUCCUUGUUGGGAUUUUCCCUUACAUCUCCUGAUUUGGUUAUCUGCGCUGGAUCCCCCGAUAUUCCCAACAUAAGCUAUGAAGAUUCUCCUCAGCUCUUGGAAAAUAAAUGUCAUCCUAUCAUAGGGUCUUCUGUAGAGCUAUCUCUAGAGAAUGGCAUCGAUGGGUCUGAAAUUGAAGAUACCCAAAGGACCCCAGCUGUAAAUUCCUCUUCGACAUUGUGCCAAACAGUUAAAGACAUCUCUCCUCAGACCUCCUUCGAGCUUCAUCCCCUGCCCACGACUGAAGACAUGUCAGCUAAAGACAGUCUUCCGGUUCUAAGCGUUAAAGCUGAUUCCGGAGAAGUUGAUUUGCUGAAAGGCAUGGCAAUGUCUCAAGUGGCAGAACAUGAAGCACCAAAAGAUAAUGGUAGCUUCAAUGUGGAAGGUGAUUAUCAAACUCUCCGAAGAGAAUUUGAGUCUCAGAAAAUUGAACUAGCAGAGACGAGGAGAAUGUUGGAGCAACUUGAGAGGGAGAACCAACUUAAGACUAGAGAAUGCCAAGAAGCUUGGAAUUCUUUAAAGGAGCUCCAAAAUGAGCUCAUGCGCAAGUCAAUGCAUGUUGGAUCUUUGGCUUUUGCCAUCGAGGGACAAGUGAAAGAGAAGAGCAAUUGGUUUUCUUCAUUGAGAGACUUGACAAGAAAACUUAAGAUCAUGAAAAUGGAACACAUAAAGCUAGCAGAGGAGGCAAGGACCUAUAAGAAUUGCCUUACAGAUAUGGAUGAAAUGAGGACUGCCAUUCACUCUGCAAUCAACCAGCAAGUUGAUUUACACAAGGGCCUUAAGAUUAAAUUUGUUGAAGGGGCCAAGGAACGAAAAGAACUUUACAACAAGGUGUUAGAGUUGAAAGGAAACAUAAGGGUCUUCUGCAGGUGUAGGCCUCUGAACAAGGAAGAAAUUGCAGCAGGAACUUCAAUGGCCAUUGAUUUUGAAUAUGCUAAAGAUGGUGAACUCACUGUAAGAUCAAAUGGCGCCCCUAGAAAGACCUUCAAGUUUGAUGCUGUAUUUGGCCCCCAAGCAACCCAAACCGACAUUUUUCAAGACACGGCUGCAUUUGCAACCUCAGUUCUAGAUGGCUACAAUGUCUGCAUAUUCGCUUUUGGGCAGACUGGAACAGGAAAAACUUUUACAAUGGAGGGUACAGAAGAAGCUCGAGGCGUAAAUUUUAGGACUCUCGAGGAACUUUUUCACAUAAUUACAGAGAGACAGAAACUAUUUCGUUAUGAUGUAUCUGUAAGUGUCUUGGAAGUCUAUAAUGAGCAAAUACGAGAUUUGCUAGUCUCAGGAGCUCAGCCUGGAGCAGCUUCAAAAAGGCUUGAGAUAAGGCAAGUGGGAGAGGGAAUAAAUCAUGUCCCGGGACUGGUUGAAGCACAUGUUAACAACAUGACUGAGGUCUGGGAAGUUUUACAGACUGGCAGUAAUGCAAGGGCAGUUGGCUCAACUAAUGCCAAUGAGCACAGCAGCCGAUCCCACUGCAUACACUGUGUGAUGGUGAAGGGGGAGAAUUUGUUGAAUGGGGAAUGUACAAAAAGCAAGUUAUGGUUGGUGGACCUGGCAGGAAGUGAGAGAGUUGCCAAGACAGAAGUGCAAGGUGAACGACUCAAGGAAACCCAAAAUAUUAAUAGAUCCCUUUCUGCACUUGGUGAUGUUAUAUCCGCUCUUGCGACAAAAAGUCCACACAUUCCUUUCAGGAACUCCAAGCUCACACACUUGCUUCAAGACUCUCUAGGAGGAGAUUCAAAGACCCUAAUGUUUGUACAGAUCAGUCCUAACGAAAAUGAUUUGGGUGAGACCCUUUGCUCACUGAACUUUGCGAGUAGAGUGAGAGGAAUAGAACUUGGUCCAGCAAAGAGGCAACUAGACACCAGCGAACUUCUGAAAUACAAAUACAUGGUAGAGAGAACCAAGCAAGAUGCGAAGAGUAAAGAUGUGCACAUCAAGAAGAUGGAGGAAACAAUUCAUGUAUUGGACUUGAAGAUAAAAGAAAGAGAUCUUAAAUCCAAAAACCUACAAGACAAGGUUAAAGAAUUGGAAUCGCAACUGCUGAUUGAAAGGAAGCUGGCACGCCAACAUGUAGACACAAAAAUAGCUGAGCAGCAACAACAAAUGAAACAUCAGGAAGAAGAGCAAAAUACAGCGCCAAUGAGGCUGCCACUUGCGAAUCGACCAUUAGGAAGUCACAAGAACCUAAAUGAAACAAUUAGUAGUACAAUGAGCAAAGACCAAGUAAAUCUCACACGACCACUUUCGGAGAACAACGUCUCGAAAUCCCAUAUGCCUCUUCAUCCGACAGAUGGCUUUAUCAAAUACAUGGAUCCUGCAGAGAAGGAAAACAACCCUGAGAAGUCUGAACAGCCCCUACUACCAAAAAGGACCGGAAGAGUCUCUAUUUGCACAAUGGAAAGAAGGAUUCCAGCACCUCCUGCUCCAAGACGCAGCUCAUUAAUCCCACUCCCAGCUGCACCAAGCUUAGCCACACUUCCAUUAUCAUUGCUGCCAUUCCCACCAUAUCAAGCUGAUAAGAAAGAAGACACAAACGCGUGUGAAGCUAACUGCUUGCCUGAGCAGACACCUUGUGACAGUCCCAAAAGAACGAAGAUUGGAGGUAAUAAGAAGCUAAGCAGCAUAUUGAGACGAAGCGUCCAAAGGAAAAUUCACAUCAGAAAAGGUGGUGUAAAUGUUGGGACGGAGAAGGUUAGGAUCUCCAUAGGAAGUCGGGGAAGGAUGAUGGCACAUAGAGCGUUGCUGGGCAAUAAUAAUACGAGAGCUGGAACUAAUAAGGAGUCGCAGCAGAAGCAGAUUCGAAAGGAAAAGGAGAGGGGAUGGAAUAUUGGAACUGUUGGGAGAACUGUUGUUUAAAAGCCCAUGAUGUCUUUUGAUUCCUAACUGUAAAUUUUUCUUGAAGAGAGACAGAAUUGUGUGGAUUUUAUUUUUUUUAGGAUGAAGCGAAUCAUCUCUCUGGAUUCUCUGUAUUCUUUUACUCUUAAAUGGCUUUGUUAACGUACA
Juglans microcarpa x Juglans regia is the source of this 3268-nucleotide messenger RNA. RefSeq names its product kinesin-like protein KIN-14Q. The record is from RefSeq and is a predicted model, not a curated record. Gene Ontology annotation, biological process: microtubule-based movement. Bases 71 to 3121 code for a protein of 1016 amino acids. Lineage: Eukaryota; Viridiplantae; Streptophyta; Magnoliopsida; Fagales; Juglandaceae. Gene Ontology annotation, molecular function: microtubule motor activity; ATP binding; microtubule binding. The transcript has 17 exons.